This is a messenger RNA of Brassica napus (rape), 2460 nucleotides long. RefSeq lists its product as uncharacterized. The transcript is spliced from 3 exons. Lineage: Eukaryota; Viridiplantae; Streptophyta; Magnoliopsida; Brassicales; Brassicaceae. The record is from RefSeq and is a predicted model, not a curated record. Bases 1624 to 2460 code for a protein of 278 amino acids.
AAGCAUAUUUAAAUAAUUUUAAAAAAUAAGUAAAUAAUAUCUUAAAUAACUUUAAUAUUUAAUAUAAUAUAUUAUUUUUGAAAACCCUAAAAUAAAAAUGUUAAAACACUACUUAUCAAAAUUUUAUAAAACAAAUUGAUUUUGUAAAUUAGUUUAUGCUAAAACACUACUUAUCAAGAUUUUAUAAAACAUAUUGAUUUUGUAAAUUAGUUUUUGUUUAAAAAUAUUCUUACGAUUUUAAAACACGGAAAAAAAAUCAAAUUUAGAUAAAUUACCAUCAGGUACAUCAUAUUUUAAUUGAUGAAACGAGAUAUUUAAAUGGUCUCUAACAUACACAUCAUUUUUGGAUGAAUAAAUUUCAACUCGUGAUGUUAAUUACUUAACAUCAUAAAGUUAAGGGAUGUUGUCAUGCAUAACAUAUACUUCGUGUAGGUAAGUAUAGAUUAGUUUAGUUUGCAUGGUUAGCCAUAUGAUGAUCAAUAUUUCAUGUAGUCAGUAAUAAUUUUCCUAUUUUUUAACGGGUUAGAUUUUUUCUCAAGAGCUUGUUUUCACUUUAUUGAUGUGUUGUAGGGAUGGGAUGGAACCGGAUAUCCGGAUAUUUAAGGUAUCCAGAUUCGGAUCCGGACUUGUCAGAUCCGUGGAUUUAAUAUCUGAGUCCAUAUUUGUGGUUUCCGGAUAUCCAGAUUUCAUAUAUCCGUCUAGAUAUUGUACUACCCGCGGAUAUCUUGACCUGGAAUUUGACUCAUAAAAAAUAAUUAAAAAUAUUUUUAAAAAAAUACUAAAAUUCUAAAAAUAAUGUAUAAAUUAAAUAUUUAUACAAGAUUUAUAAAUAUAUUCAUAUGUAUAUAAAAUUAAAAUUAAAAUAUAACAUUAUAAAACUAAUUUUAUGUAUAAGUAUUAAUAAAUCUUAAUAAAAUUAAACCUUCUAAAAAUACAGAUCUGGAUCUGGGUAUUUAGACCUAAAAAUCAAGAUAUCGGGAUCUGGAUUCGGUUUUGACGGAUCUGAGAUUUUCUAUCUGGAUCAGGAUUUGGGCAUUCCGGAUAUCCUAUUUUCGGAACGGAUCUUGGAUCGAAUCCGGAUCCCGGAUAAUAAUUCCAGGGCUCAUGCGAUGUAUCAUAUCAAUUUUUAUGUUAUUAUCUUUGAUUGAGAAUAUUGAAUAAACGAAUUUUAGACUAAAAAGUAUAUAUAGCGGACAAUGCUUUUCAAGGAGGUUAAGUUGAGCAGUAUUUAUAUUAUAGAAAUGUAAUUUAGUUAAGACCACCUAUUCAAAAUUUUGACAUGCCGACAUUACGUACGUCGUAAAUGACCAACCAGCAAACUGUAUAUUACGCUUAAAUGAAUAUUGAUUUUCAUUUUCUUAUAGUAGUGUACAGCUUACUUGCUAUGAUAAACAAAAACAAAGACCUCAAACGCAAACUACAAAAUAACUUUCUUUGGUUCCCUAUGCAAUAUGAAAAGUGAAGAGUUCUUAAUUAGCACAGAAUUUUCCAAGCUUAACUUUUUGACUUUUAUCUCUCUAAUCAUCUGCUAAUCAUCCCUUCACAUCACUAUAAAAAGCACCACGUACCAAAGUUCGUGAUAUCAUAUUUUGUUAGUUUCAAAUUAUAAUUUCUUUUAAAAAAAUGCCGAUCCUAACUCCGGCCAUCAGACUCGUGGUUUUCAGGCAAAGUCUUCGACCACAUUCCGCUGUUGCAUUCCUCGUUGAGUUCCUCUGCUUUGUCUUAGAGCUACUUGACAAGGAGAAAGAUCUAGCAAAGAUAUUCGGCAUCGUUUCUGCUUGUGACACAUUAAUCUUCACUAUGCUCGAUAUAAUCCAAAAUCUGAUCGAAGGAGGAGUGAAAAUACGAAGAUGCGGUCAAGUGUUUUGGCUUUACAAAAACGAUGGGAGUCUCUAUUGGCACACACUAAACGCGUAUUUACUGAUGUUGUCCAUUGUCCACGUCAUUGGCUCCGCAAUUUCAUAUAGGUCUCGUAGACGUUAUCUAGUCUUGCUCCCGCUUUUUGUUGCUGGCCUAGAGCUUCUUCCUCAAGAGGCAUAUCAGAUUCUUGGAAAUGAUCAGAUUCCACGAGAUUGUAUUGGGCCUCUUCAGAAUCCAUUAGAUGGUAUUGAGCUGGAGGAAGGCGAUAGAGUGCCGGAUCAAGAAGUUGCUGACCAUGUUGCGCCUGAUGGGGCUAAUGAUGAAGAUUUAUAUUCAAAAGUUCUGGUGGUACUAGGCUGGUUAGGAUCAUCAAGGAAGGAUGCGCAAGAUGUAAACAUAACAGGCCCAUCAAGCAUGAAGAAUGAAGAGGUGAUGGGCCCUCGACAACAAGUGAAGCCCACAGCUCUACAUUCAAAGACUCCAACGGCUAAGUCAGCAAAAUGUAAAGACAACGCUUCCUCAGCUACAGACAAACAGAGUACGAACUCUGUCAUUAAGGUUCAGAACAGAUAUGGUCUCCUCUCUGAUAAUGAGUCUUGA